CAGGUGUUGAAAAUGGAAGAAAUUGAGCACAAGUACGUGAAAUUGAACGGGCUGAAGGUCCACGUGGCGGAAAUCGGAAGCAGGUCAUCGCCGGCGGUGGUGUUCCUGCACGGAUUCCCUGAAAUAUGGUACUCGUGGCGCCACCAGAUGAUCGCCGUCGCCAAGGCUGGGUUCAGAGCUAUAUCGCCCGAUUACAGAGGGUACGGGCUAUCCGACCCGCCUCCGGAACCCGAGAAAGCCAAAUUCUCGGACUUCAUAGCAGAUCUCCUCGCGCUCCUUGAUGCUCUUACUCUAUCCAAGGUCUUUCUAAUCGGUAAGGAUUUCGGAUCUCGUAUAGCUUACUUAUUUACUCUGCUUCAUUCCACGAGAGUAUCUGGAAUCAUAACAUUAGGCGUACCUUUUGCUCCUCCAAGCCGCCACACAGUUCUUAAGAAUCUUCCAGAAGGUUCCUACAUCUCCAGGUGGCAGGUACGUGGCAGAGCCGAAUCUGAUUUCAGCCGUUUCGAUUGUAAGACAGUGUUGCGUAAUAUCUACAUUCUUUUCGCACGAAACGAAGUGCCUACAGCUCAGCAGAAUCAGGAAAUAAUGGAUCUGGUAGAUCCAUCAACUGAUUCUUUACCUCAUUGGUUCACCGAGCAAGAUCUUGCAGAAUAUGCUUCUCUGUACGAGAAAUCCGGAUUUCGAACUGCUUUGCAAGUUCCGUAUAGGUCACUUGAUGAAGAGUUCGACAUAGUGAAUCGGAAAGUUGAAGUUCCUGCGUUGGUUGUCGUGGGUGGAAAGGACUACUCGUUGAAGUUUCCGGGAAUCGAAGAGUACAUAAGAAGUGGGCGGGCGAAGGCGUAUGUACCUAAUUACGAGACAGAGCAUUUGCCUGAAGGUUCACAUUUUAUGCAGGAGCAAUUACCUGACCAAGUAAAUCAGCUCAUACUUGGCUUUCUCAGCAGGCACAGUUGAUAUAUUUUUUUCUUUCUCUUUUUUCAAUCCGAAUUGUUUGAUCCAUUUACUAUUUUAUUUUAUAUAAUACAUAUCCGCACUAGUGGUUGGAACAAGAGAACUUUUUUUACCAAAUAGAAUCACAAUUGUUUCGAUCUGCGGAAAUCACAAUUCAAUU
Molecule: messenger RNA, 1111 nt
Organism: Erythranthe guttata (spotted monkey flower)
Lineage: Eukaryota; Viridiplantae; Streptophyta; Magnoliopsida; Lamiales; Phrymaceae
Product: epoxide hydrolase 3
Molecular function (GO): catalytic activity
Source: RefSeq, a predicted model, not a curated record